Molecule: messenger RNA, 1697 nt
Organism: Solanum lycopersicum (tomato)
Lineage: Eukaryota; Viridiplantae; Streptophyta; Magnoliopsida; Solanales; Solanaceae
Product: serine/arginine-rich splicing factor SR34A
Cellular component (GO): cytoplasm; nucleus
Molecular function (GO): mRNA binding
Source: RefSeq, a predicted model, not a curated record
UAUAACCAGAAAAAAGCCCUAAAAUUAAGAACUCUCUGGAAGAAGUGCAGCACAGCACCAGGAGAGAGAACCCGACAAGAACCGGAGAAGAAGUUGAACAUCAAUUUCAUCUGAAUUUCGCCGAGCCCUAAUUGAAAUUCCAGAUUUCAAGCGCUUGGAACAAAAAUGAGCUUUGGAAUCAUACAUAGGGAUGUAUUUGGGGGAGUGGGACAAGUCAGGGUGGAGUAUUUGGGUUUUAUGUAUAGUUGGAGGUUCUUCCUCACUCUCAGAAGAGCUAUCAUCUGCAAAAAUUUUGAGUGGAUGAGGAGAUCAAAUAUUAGUUCAAAUAAUUUUUGCUUGUGGAGCAUCUUGGAGCAUAUGAGCAAUGGAGCUUGUGGAGCAUUAGCUUAACUUGGGAUAUUUCUCUUGGUUUCAUAAUUUUUCUGUUUGAAUCUAUAAUUUUGGAGCAUCAUGGAGCAUUUGAGCAAUGGAGCUUGUGGAGUACAGCUCAAUUGAAGGAUUGCUCUCUUGUUUUCUGUGAAUCCUCCCUUCAUUGCUGAGAAUGAGUGGCCGCUUUUCACGCUCAAUCUACGUUGGCAACCUACCAGCAGAUAUAAAGGAACUGGAAGUUGAAGAUCUGUUCUACAAGUAUGGUCGUAUAUUGGACAUUGAGUUGAAGAUUCCACCUCGCCCUCCUUGCUACUGUUUUGUGGAGUUUGAAAGUUCUCGAGAUGCUGAAGAUGCCAUCAGGGGUAGGGAUGGCUACAACUUUGAUGGCUGUAGGCUGAGGGUUGAGCUUGCUCAUGGAGGAAGAGGGCCAUCAUCUUCAAGUGAUCGCAGAGGCAGUUAUGGCAGCGGUGGCGGUGGAGGUGGAGGGCGCCAUGGCAUUUCUCGGCAUUCUGAUUACCGAGUUAUUAUUCGAGGUCUUCCAUCUUCUGCUUCUUGGCAAGAUUUGAAGGAUCAUAUGCGGAAAGCUGGUGAUGUGUGCUUUGCUGAGGUUUCUCGUGACAGUGAAGGAACCUUUGGCUUGGUGGACUACACAAAUUAUGAAGACAUGAAAUAUGCUAUAAGAAAACUUGAUGAUACUGAGUUCAGGAAUCCUUGGACAAGAACCUACAUCCGGGUAAGAGAAUACAAGGGCAGCCCUUCAAGAAGUCGUAGCCGCAGCAGAAGCAGGAGCAGGAGCAGGAGCAGGAGCAGGAGCAAGACUCCAAGGAAGAGUAGGAGAUCACCUGCCCGUUCAAUUUCAAGAUCACCACCGCCAAAGUCUAGAUCUGCAUCUCCUGUAAAGUCGACCAGGUCCAGGUCAUUGUCCAGAUCAAUGUCAAGGUCGAGAUCGAGGUCGAGAUCUAGAUCUAGAUCGAAAUCUAGGUCACCGUCAAGGUCCAGAUCGGCAUCACCACAGCAGGCACGAUCAAACAGUGGCUAAUGCUGCCGCGAAAUUUGUUUCUUGGUAUUCUCCUCCUCUUGAAAGGAGAAUCUGAAACUCUAUGUUCUUAGUUUGAUAGGAGUCUGCUAUGGACUAGAGCUGUAUUAAAGACUGGAACCUUUGGAGGUCUGUCCUAGUAAUGUGUUGUUUUAUCUGUGAGAGCUGCAGUAUCUCGGCUGUCAUUAGUUACUGGCCAAUCAAACAUGUAGACUUUUGCACAGUGGUUUUUAACUUAGUUCCGACUGACUAUAUUAAAAAUUAGCGUGUUGAGACAGUUGCUUUCAUUUGU